Desarmillaria tabescens is the source of this 728-nucleotide messenger RNA. Its product is annotated as Redoxin. Gene Ontology annotation, molecular function: thioredoxin peroxidase activity. The annotation marks the transcript as partial. The record is from RefSeq and is a predicted model, not a curated record. Gene Ontology annotation, cellular component: cytoplasm; peroxisome; mitochondrion. Lineage: Eukaryota; Fungi; Basidiomycota; Agaricomycetes; Agaricales; Physalacriaceae. The transcript has 4 exons. Gene Ontology annotation, biological process: cell redox homeostasis; cellular response to oxidative stress; hydrogen peroxide catabolic process.
CGUGGAAGGGAAAGAAGAUUGUACUUUUUUCUGUUCCAGGAGCCUUCACUCCUACAUGCCAUGCGAAUCAUCUUCCCCCGUACAUCGAGAAGUACGAUGAGUUCAAGGCGAAAGGCGUUGAUGCUAUCGCCGUCGUCGCUGCGAAUGACGCUUUCGUUCUGAGCGGAUGGGGAAGAUUCGAAGGUGUUCAAGACAAAUUGUUGAUGCUUUCUGAUACAGAUGCAAAAUGGUCUGAAAGCAUGGGACUCUCUGUGGAUCUCUCCGCAGUUGGUUUUGGUACCCGUACCGCCCGCUACGCCAUGAUCAUCGACGAUCUCGUGGUGAAAUAUGUAGAGCUCGAGCCUGCUAAGGGAGUCACCGUUUCUGGAGCCGAUGCUGUUCUGUCCAAACUCUGAACCAUAAAUCAUCAGAAAAGCCAUAAAUUUGUAAUACUGCUUUGUAUCAUCAACGCAAGAUGUGUUCUUGACCACUUGACCCGCGCCAUGAUCGCAGUAAAGCCAAGCCCUAACAACAUUUCGCUCGGAAUAAGGACAGAUGCGGUGAAGAGCAUGAACGUUCGAUAGACUUCGAAUCAUUCAGCAGCUCAGGUCAAGCAACGAGCAGAGCAGGUGCAGCCACACAACCGUUGGUACGCAUUAGAUCUUAUCAAGACUUGGGUCAUUAAACCUGUUUUGCAUAGUACACGCUGAUAGAAGCACUUGGAUUAUCAGGGACCAUAUUUUAGGCGC